Messenger RNA from Haemorhous mexicanus (house finch), 6392 nucleotides. RefSeq names its product importin 8 (gene IPO8). NCBI's taxonomy places the organism in Eukaryota, Metazoa, Chordata, Aves, Passeriformes, Fringillidae. Gene Ontology annotation, cellular component: cytosol; nuclear envelope. Gene Ontology annotation, biological process: protein import into nucleus. Bases 93 to 3164 code for a protein of 1023 amino acids. The transcript is spliced from 26 exons. The record is from RefSeq and is a predicted model, not a curated record. Gene Ontology annotation, molecular function: small GTPase binding.
CUGGUGGCACGGGGGGGCGGCGGCGCUAGCGGCGGCUCCUCCGCGUCCUGCUGCCCUGGGAAAGCGCUGCCCGCCGGCGGGCGAAGGCCAAGAUGGAUCCCAACAGGAUCAUCCAGGCGCUGAAGGGCACCAUAGACCCCAAGCUGCGCGUCGCCGCCGAGAACGAGCUCAACCAGUCCUAUAAGAUCAUCAACUUUGCUCCAAGUCUGCUGCAAAUCAUAGUGUCUGAUCAGAUUGAAUUUCCGGUGCGUCAAGCAGCUGCCAUUUACCUGAAGAACAUGGUGACCCAGUACUGGCCAGACCGUGAGCCACCCCCUGGAGAAGCGGUUUUCCCAUUUAAUAUCCAUGAAAACGAUCGGCAGCAGAUUCGGGAUAACAUUGUAGAAGGAAUCAUUCGUUCUCCUGACUUAGUGAGAGCCCAGCUGACAAUGUGCCUCCGUGCUAUCAUCAAACAUGACUUCCCUGGCCAUUGGACAGCUGUGGUAGACAAGAUAGGAUACUACCUGCAGUCUCCAAACAGUGGGAGCUGGCUUGGGAGCCUCCUGUGCCUCUAUCAGCUGGUGAAGACUUAUGAGUACAAAAAGGCAGAGGAACGAGAUCCCCUCAUAGCAGCCAUGCAAAUAUUUUUGCCUCGGAUUCAGCAGCAGAUGAUUCAGCUUCUGCCUGAUAACUCCCAUUACUCUGUACUGCUUCAGAAACAAAUCUUAAAAAUCUUCUAUGCUCUUGUUCAGUAUGCAUUGCCCCUCCAGUUGGUGAAUAACCAGACUAUGACUCAGUGGAUGGAGAUCUUCCGGACCAUCAUUGAUAGAAACGUACCACUGGAGACUUUGCAAAUUGAUGAAGAUGAUAGACCAGAGCUGGUGUGGUGGAAAUGCAAGAAGUGGGCAUUGCAUAUUGUAGCUCGUCUCUUUGAACGAUAUGGAAGUCCUGGAAAUGUAACUAAAGAAUACUUUGAAUUCUCAGACUUCUUUUUAAAAACCUAUGCUGUGGGCAUACAACAGGUUCUCUUAAGAAUCUUAGACCAGUACAGGCAAAAAGACUAUGUUGCACCACGUGUUCUUCAGCAAACAUUGAAUUAUCUGAACCAAGGAGUGAUUCAUUCUAUCACAUGGAAGCAAAUGAAGCCACACAUACAGACCAUAACAGAAGAGGUGAUAUUCUCUCUAAUGUGCUACAAAGAUGAGGAUGAGGAGCUCUGGCAAGAGGAUCCAUAUGAAUAUAUCCGCAUGAAAUUUGAUGUAUUUGAGGACUAUGCAUCCACAACAACAGCAGCACAGAAUCUCCUUUACACUGCUGCAAAGAAGAGAAAAGAGGUAUUACCAAAAAUGAUGGCAUAUUGCUACCAGAUUCUGACAGAGCCAAACAUUGAUCCAAGGAAAAAAGAUGGAGCUUUGCAUGUUAUAGGAUCUCUAGCAGAUAUUUUACUGAAGAAGAGUGUCUUCAAGGAUCAAAUGGAGCUGAUGUUACAGAAUCACGUGUUUCCCUUGUUCAUGUCUAACCUGGGAUACCUCAGAGCUCGAUCCUGUUGGGUACUUCAUUCAUUCAGUGCUUUGAAAUUUCACAAUGAGCUAAACUUGAGGAAUGCAGUAGAGCUGACAAAGAAGAGCCUGAUUGAUGAUAAGGAGAUGCCUGUCAAAGUAGAAGCAGCCAUAGCCCUUCAGACCCUAAUAAGCAACCAAGAGCAAGCCAAGGAAUAUGUGAAGCCUUAUGUAAGGCCAGUGAUGCAUGAACUCCUGCACAUUGUCAGAGAGACAGAGAACGAUGAUCUCACGAAUGUAAUCCAGAAGAUGAUCUAUGAGUACAGCCAGGAAGUCGCUACUAUUGCUGUGGACAUGACUCAGCACCUGGCUGAAAUAUUUGGUAAAGUACUUCAGAGUGAGGAAUAUGAGGAAGUAGAGGACAAAACAGUUAUGGCCAUGGGUAUCUUGCACACAAUUGACACAAUCCUGACAGUUGUGGAAGAUCACAAGGAGAUCACUCAACAGCUCGAGAGCAUUUGUUUACAGAUCAUUGGCCUUGUUUUGCAGAAACAUGUUAUAGAGUUUUAUGAAGAAAUUCUGUCCUUGGCCUUCAGCUUAACAUGCCAGAUGAUUUCACCUCAGAUGUGGCAGCUUUUAGGUGUUCUGUACGAGGUUUUCCAGCAGGAUUGCUUUGAAUACUUUGCAGAUAUGAUGCCUCUCUUGCAUAAUUAUGUGACUAUUGACACCGAUACUUUACUGUCUAACCCAAAGCAUUUAGAAAUCAUUUACUCUAUGUGUAAAAAGGUACUGACAGGAGAUGCAGGAGAAGAUGCAGAGUGCCAUGCAGCCAAACUCCUAGAAGUGAUUGUUCUGCAGUGCAAAGGACGGGGUAUUGACCAGUGUAUUCCCCUCUUUGUGGAGGCUGUUCUGGAGCGCUUGACUCGAGGAGUUAAAACAAGUGAGCUCCGUACCAUGUGUCUUCAAGUUGCCAUAGCUGCCCUCUACUACAAUCCUGACCUACUUUUGCACACCUUGGAGAACAUCAGAUUUCCACACAAUCCUGAGCCCAUCACUGCACAGUUCAUAAACCAGUGGAUGAAUGACACAGACUGUUUUUUUGGACUCCAUGACAGAAAGAUGUGUAUAAUAGGACUGAGCAUCCUAAUGGAAUUGCAGAACCGACCACCUGCAGUGGAUGCUGUGGCUGCCCAGAUUGUUCCUUCAAUCCUCCUCCUCUUCUUGGGCUUAAAACAAGUUUGCGCCUCACGAGAGCUCACAGAACACGAGGAUCAUGCUAAAGAUGAAAAACACUUUGCAGAAGAUAAUGAAGAGAUACCGAGCGAUGAGGAUGAGACCAAUGAAGUGAGCCAGGCAAUGCAAGAGAACCACAGUGGAGGAGGAGGUGGCAGUGCUGGAGGUGCAGAGGAAGAGGAUGAAGAUGAUGAUGAUGAUGAUGACUGGGAUGAAGAUGCAUUGGAGGAGACUGCUCUUGAAGGGUUCAGCACACCUCUUGACCUUGAAAAUGGUGUUGAUGAAUAUCAGUUUUUUACACAAGCACUUCUGACGGUGCAGAGCCGGGAUGCAGCCUGGUACCAUUCCCUGACUGCACCACUGAGUGAGGAUCAGAAGAAACAGCUGCAGGAGAUCUACACAUUAGCAGAGCACCGGAGAACUGCUGCAGGAAGCGCGAGCAGGAUAUCAUGAUUACAUUAUUCCUUGCCUGGAAGUGUGUUAUUCAGAAGAAUAAGACAAUAGAACAACAAAGUGGCUACACAUUUGACAACAAAGGACUGAUCACAGCAUUUAAUUUUGCUGGAAAUACUCCCGGUGGCAACUGAAGGAUCGGCUACAAAGGUCAAUGGGAAGGGUCUCAUCAUUACAUUUUCUUGAAAUCAUCGUGACUUCUGAGUGAUAGGGGAGGGUAAUUUAAUGCUGCUGAAGGUUUUCUGGGAAAUAGCAGUGUGCUUCCCCCACCAGAAUGCUCUUUCUAACCAGCUACUGUAAUGUACAAAUUCUUGUGGUGUUUUUAUAAUUUGAUGGACUGAAAGGAAAUGUUCGUCCUCAAGGAACCUGGAUGACCGGGAGGGGCCAGGCUGCAUCUAAUUGAGUUGCACUUCUCAGGUUUUUGCUGUGCAGAAUUGAUAGAUUCAUAUGGAUAACAGUGCCUUCUGUUGUACAUGGAUUGCCUGAACAAAUGGAUUUUGGAGUGCAUUAUAAUUUUUUAAGUGUAAGGACAUUUCUUGAUACACUGUAAGCCUUGGUUCCAUGUUUUCCAAUCACCUGCUUUUUACUGCUCGGUUUAAUUGUUUGUUGGUUGCGUACAAAUUGCUGGAUUCAGAAUACUAGCUCACCUUCCCUAUUUGGUGCAGACCAAAUGUGUAGAGGGAAGUGUCUGUUGGAGUUGCAGAGCACACACUGGUUAUGUCAAAGGGUCUUAAGAAAAUGGCAGAUUUUCCCUUGAUGCAGUAGUCUUAAAUUAUUUCUCUUAGCCAUGAAUUCAAUUGCUUGAGUUACAGUAGCUUGCCUGGCAGAUGGCUACCCUAAAUCUACAUCAAUAUUAGCUCCUGCCUGGACAAAUGUUGUGGCCCUCUCAUGUAGAUGUUCUACAUGACAGCUUAUUUCUGCUAUUAUUGAUGAAUAUUGGAUUAUAUGUGGGAUAAUCUCUCCUGGUUUCUUUUCAUUCAUUACCAUUCCAGUGGUAGUACUGAAAAUUGUGGUACAAAAUAUUUGCAAUAUUUUAUUUAUUUUGAUAAAAGAAGAACAGCUUCAAACUUACUUCUUACUGUUACACUCUGUGAUUGUAUUUCUGGUCUGCAUUGCAGUUGAUUAUUCUUGUUCCAUGCUAAAAUUUCUUCUGACAGAUUUUUUUCCUGAAUUUUGAAGACUGGUGUCACCACUGGAGGUUUAGACCAGAUAUUAGGAAAAACUUCCUCAUGGGAAAGGUGGUCACACAUUGGGACAGGUUGUCCAGAGAAGUGGGAAGAAUCAACAUCCCUGGAAGUGUUUAAGUAACACGUAGAUGUGGCACUUAGGGACAGGGUUUUGCAGUGAACAUGGAGUUAACAGUUGUACUUAAUGACCUUAGAGGUCUUUUCCAACCUAAAGGGUUCUAUAGGACAAAGUGUUUGUGGGGAAGUUCAUUUAGAGAGGAAGUGAUAGCAGUACUAAUUUGAAUAGGUGCCCCUCUGGUCUACUGGGAUCACAGUGGUGUAGCAAAAAGCAGUAGGGGUGCUUUAGAAUGUGAACUUUGGAUUGGAGAUAAAAUGUUUAGACCAGAUUUUGUCUCUGUGUUAAUUUCUUUAUGAUUUAAAAAUAUUCACCAAUCAAUUUUAAACACAUACUAAUAAUUAUUUCUUUACAGCAGUGUCCCAAAUAAAAAGUCAAAACCUUUUCCAUACCCCAUCAAAUUUUCCACAACUACAGUAAAUUACAGACUGCUGGCUCUGUGAAGUGCUGAAACUUUCAUUUUGUUAUUCUGGGUGAGUCUGAUAAAUCUGAAGCACUCUGUGCCUUGGCUUCUGGAAAAGGCCUGAGGAUCUCUGCCCGUUCCUUCUGGAAUUUUCCUGGCCUGGUGGCUGUGGGGCAGAAUGUUCCCUACACUUUCCUGUUUCCUGCACCUUUUUGUCAGACCCUAGGGCUGUUUCUGUGCUGCUGCUUCCUCUUUCUUUUUUUUGCCUUCCUUUCCCCAGCAGCUACAGAGUAAAGUUGGCCUGGUUCAUGGAGGUUUUUAACUGAUGCUGCUUAGUUAAUAGCAACAGUGAAAAUGUCUCGUUUUUAAGCCUGUUGUAUAUGUGGAAUGGUGGAAAUUCUGGGAUCUGUAUUUCUAAAAAGGAACAGUCUGCUGAGGUACACUGGACAGGCUCUUUAAGGUCAAGCAGAAGAGGGCCAGGAUAUCCUUUAUUUUGAAUGUCAGGUUAUGAAAAUGACAGGUCACUUCCUAAUUUAGGCCUGUGGGUGUACUGACUAAGACAGUAAGUAGGAAAGCCAUACAUCCGGUUUGUUGGGGAGUUUAUCAGAAACCACAGAAGUUUUGAAAUCAUUCACGAAUUUGAGAAAUGGUUUUUGGAAGUUAAGGGCCCUGGUGACUUCUCUCUUACCUGUCAAUUGAAGUUAGGUAUUAGGCAGGUAAACUGUUUAAGCCCUUUAUCAUUUUAUUAAAAGAAACAGGAUUGUCAAGUUGGGUUUCUUUCAAAGCCUGUUUGGCUUCUCUGUACUGGUGUGCAGGGUAAAAGAUGGAUUUAUUUUUCUUCUGCUGAUGAGGUUGCUUGCGCAGUCACAGGCUAAUAUUUAGGAGUUGAUGUGUUCAAGGUAAAAUCUGCUUUUGCAUAGCAUCAUCUUGGUGUCACUAAGCUGAACUAUGGCUGCUCCGUAGUUCUGCUUCUUGUAUACUUUUCAAGUCAGCUGCCAAGAAAAUUUCAUCCAGAUGUUUCAUACAAGAGUUUAAUCAACAUUGUGGAGUUGGGAAUCUUUGUUGUCUAUUUUGCAUUGGGGUCAGAGAUGUCUGAGGGAAUGGCAUGUAAAAAGGUUAAAUGCCUUUCCCUUCCCAGAAGAUUCAUGAGUAAAUGUUUCUACUGGCAAAAGCAAAUGUUAAUUAUUUUAUUCCUUUUUUUUGAAAAGGGUUUUCAUCCAAAAAGAUUUAUUGGGCUCUGACCUCCACUUUAACAUAUGGUUCUCUUUUAACAUGAUAAAUACCCAUUUGUACAUGAUCAUAAAUAGGUAAUGGAUUUUAGGUGUUUCUUUCUGAGCUGUGUCCAGCUUUGUACUGCAUUAAAGGGAGAGUAACACAAAUGUGCAUUUACUGUCUCACUUUGAAGCCGAGGUAAUUGUGGAAUAUCAGAUACCAGCACUGCCAGCCAAGCAUGAUGUAUUUGCCAUUGGAAGGAUAGGGAAUCAUGAAUGUAUUGCAAAAUAAAACAAAGGCUGAUAACUGGU